Didymodactylos carnosus is the source of this 600-nucleotide messenger RNA. NCBI's taxonomy places the organism in Eukaryota, Metazoa, Rotifera, Eurotatoria, Philodinida, Philodinidae. The record is from the annotation of a GenBank genome assembly.
AUGGCUGCCAUAAACCAAAUGGUUUAUAAUUUCAAUGAUGAACAAUUACGACCACCACCACAAUUACAACAACAAAAAAAUAAAAAACGAGAAUCAGCAGGGAUAAAUCAUGCUCAACAAAAACGUCCACACCAAGCAACAAAAAAAUUAACAUCAAGAUGCCUUUCACAAUUAAUAAUAACGGACGAUGACGACAGUGAUGCAGAUCAUCCUCCCACAAGAAAAACAAAUAACAACUUCACAGCUGCUAGUAUACUGGAAACACCAUCUUCAAUAACAAUUCUCAAAACACCAAAAUUAACUGGGACAAAACUCCUUCAUACAAAUACCACUAUUAAAAACAAUGAUGACGAUACUGAUGUUGAACAGAUAUAUGUACCGUUGGAAGAUCCUGAGAUGGAACAACCAGAUGAUAAAAAAACGUUUGAGACAACAAUCAUGUUUACAAAUCCCACUACUGGUGUUGAUGUGGAUUUAUUGAAAGUUGAUGGUGUAAAAUCAAAAAUGAAUUUAUACGUGACAGCAUUAAUUGAAUUUAUAUUUACAAAACAACAACUAGUUGAUUUAAACCCAUUACAAGCAAAACAAGAUCAUCGAUAG